Messenger RNA from Scylla paramamosain (green mud crab), 1227 nucleotides. Its product is annotated as zinc finger protein 892-like. The transcript is spliced from 4 exons. The record is from RefSeq and is a predicted model, not a curated record. Lineage: Eukaryota; Metazoa; Arthropoda; Malacostraca; Decapoda; Portunidae. Gene Ontology annotation, biological process: regulation of DNA-templated transcription. Gene Ontology annotation, molecular function: RNA polymerase II cis-regulatory region sequence-specific DNA binding; DNA-binding transcription factor activity, RNA polymerase II-specific. The coding region runs from base 1 to 1119 and encodes 372 amino acids.
AUGAACGCGGCGCCCACACCAAAAUUACUAGUAGAAGUGAGGGAAAGGAAGUCCAGAAGGCUGGCUGAUAAGUACUCUAGGGGCACUUGCUGUGAGAGAGAGGGGAGACCUGUGCACCGCUGUGCUGCACUGUGCUUAGAUGUCCCUGGUUCACUCCUGAGGCUGUACCAUUCUUGCCCCUAUUACCAGGCCAGCAUCCAGGCCGCCGCCCUGCCUGGCACUGACGGCUGUCUGGCCUCCCCGAGGGUCCCUGCAGGACUGGACGCGGCAUGUGCUGGCGGGAGUGGUGCUGCGGUGGAGGUCGUGAGGCCGGGCAGCAGCAUGAGCGGCCGGCGGCGGCGGCAACAGCGGCAGCAGCAGCAGCAGCAGCAGCCAGCCUCAGGUGUGGGGAGGCGCAGGUGUGGUGGCAAGAAUCACCUGGAGGCAGGCAGCUCUGUCCACAGAGGAGAGAGCAAGUUUGAGUGCCAGCAGUGUGACAAAACUUUUAUAUCCAGACAAGGCCUUAAGUACCACAUCCUGACACACAGUGGUGUUAGAAAUUAUGAGUGUGGUGAGUGUGGGAAGAAAUUUAUCCAAAAGUUUCACCUCAUCAGACACACCCUGACACACAGUGGUGUUAGAAAUUAUGAAUGUGAUGAGUGUGGGAAAAAAUUUACCCGUAAGUCUUCCCUCACGAGACACACCCUGACACACAGUGGCAUUAGAAAUUAUGAGUGUGAUGAGUGUGGGAAGAAAUUUAUCCGCAAGUCUCACCUCACCUCACACACCCUGACACACAGUGGUGUUAGAAAUUAUGAGUGUGAUGAGUGUGGGAAGAAAUUUAUCCACAAGUCUUCCCUCACCUCACACACCCUGACACACAGUGGUGUUAGAAAUUAUGAGUGUGAUGAGUGUGGGAAGAAAUUUACCCAGAAGUCUAACCUCACCACACACACCCUGACACACAGUGGUGUUAGAAAUUAUGAGUGUGAUGAGUGUGGCAAAAGAUUUCCUACCAUUUCUUGUCUCAAUCGACACGCCUUCAGACACACUGGGGUGAGGGAGUUCGAGUGUGAUGUUUGUGGCAAGUGUUUCAAGACAAAGGGUGAGAUUGCCCAGCACGUGAAGAUCCACUUCUGAGGUGGUGGUGUGUGGACACAUGGGGCCACACCUGUACCUGUGGUGGUGGUGGUGGUGGUGGUGGUGGUGGUGGCUGUGCCUGUGUGUGCUGUGAGGGAGUCAUGGCCC